Messenger RNA from Vicia villosa (hairy vetch), 678 nucleotides. RefSeq lists its product as uncharacterized. Lineage: Eukaryota; Viridiplantae; Streptophyta; Magnoliopsida; Fabales; Fabaceae. The transcript is spliced from 2 exons. The record is from RefSeq and is a predicted model, not a curated record. The coding region runs from base 1 to 678 and encodes 225 amino acids.
AUGGCGAACCAAAAGAGUAAUGAAGCGGCAAUCAAGAAUCUUGAGACUCAAGUGGGACAAUUAGCCAAGCAAUUGGCUGAAACGCAAACUGGACCGUCAUUUCCAGCUAACACUCAACCAAAUCCAAAGGAGCAUUGUAAAGCAAUUGUGAUAAGGAGUGGGAGAGUAGUUGAGAAUGGAGUUGAAAAGGAGGUUGAAAAUGAGGAGGAUAGGAUAGAAAAAGAGAAUGAACAAAUUCCGAAGUACACAAAGUUCAUGAAAGAUAUUCUCACAAAGAAGAAAAGGUACACCGAGCCUGAAACUGUAAUUCUUGAUGCAAAGUGUAGUGCAAUCAUUCAAUGUACCUUACCGAGAAAAGAGAGCGAUCCAAGACGAGUCACUUUGCCGGCUACCAUUGGUGAUAUUCAUGUUGGAAGAGGUUUAGUUGAUUUGGGGUCUAGUAUCAAAUAUAUUCCAUUGUCCAUGGUGAAGAGGUUAAGCAUUUUUGACUUAAAAGCAACGAGAAUGACAUUACAACUUGCCGAUAAGUCCACAACUCGCCCUUAUGGAGUUGCGGAAGAUUUACUUGUGAAAGUUGAUAAGUUCUUGUUUCCCGUUGAUUUUGUUGUGAUCGACAUGGAGGAAGAUAUUGAGACACCCUUGAUUCUUGGAAGGCCUUUCAUGAAACGACAAGGAUGA